AUGGUGGCUGCUGAUGAACAUCUAAUAGAGACAAAACUCGAAUCUGAAAACUUCAUCGGAAACGAAAUUGCUUUCUCUGUUUCAUCUUCCAAUAACCAACGUCGAACUGAUAAUACAAUCCGCAUUAAAAUGGCUCACAACUACACUGGUGCCUCUGGCGAUGACGGUGCUGGUGGCUGCAAGGGCGGAGGCGGUCAGCCCAAGGGAAAAUAA
Messenger RNA from Penicillium verrucosum, 213 nucleotides. RefSeq lists its product as uncharacterized. The record is from RefSeq and is a predicted model, not a curated record. Bases 1 to 213 code for a protein of 70 amino acids. NCBI's taxonomy places the organism in Eukaryota, Fungi, Ascomycota, Eurotiomycetes, Eurotiales, Aspergillaceae. The transcript is spliced from 2 exons.